Molecule: messenger RNA, 1491 nt
Organism: Brugia malayi
Lineage: Eukaryota; Metazoa; Nematoda; Chromadorea; Rhabditida; Onchocercidae
Exons: 9
Coding region: 1-1491 (496 amino acids)
Biological process (GO): collagen fibril organization
Cellular component (GO): endoplasmic reticulum
Molecular function (GO): collagen binding; protein binding
Source: RefSeq, a predicted model, not a curated record
AUGCAUUGCACCACUUAUUUGCUCAUAUUUUCGCAGCUUAUUACAGAUGUUGUUAUAUGUACAUCUGAAGAACCUGAGGUAACUUUCGAACAACUGUAUAAAUAUGGUAAAAAUGAAUAUACGAACGGUAACUGGAAUGAUUGUAUUGCAUUUUUUCUUCGGUCAAUCGAAGAUUUCGAUUAUUUUAUUGACGAAAAUGUGUGGUGUCGUGAGAAGUGUGCACAACAGCAUAAAAUAAAUAGGAAAACAGAAUUGAAAGAUGCCGGAGAAGAUAUUGCUGAGAUAGCAAUGAUGUACACAAAUGCACAACAUGCAUUGUGCCUGUUCCGAUGUAAAAAUGACCGAUUAACAUCGAUGAGACCACCAGUAAGUGAUCCUGAUGUUUUCGAGGAAUUCCAGACCCGAAAACCAUAUCAGUAUCUACAGAUUUGCUACUGGAAGCAAAAAGAUUUGGCGUCAGCAGUAAGAAGUGCCUAUACAUAUUUGGUAGCAAAUCCAAAAGACCAGGAAACGUUAGAUAAUUUAGCAUUUUACAUGGAGCAAAAUGGGUAUAAUGAAGAUAUGCUUAUUGAUGCUCGACAAAUGAAAUAUGAGGCAAGUUAUAUGCGAGGUGUCAAAGCGUAUAACGAUGAAGAAUGGCAGUUGUGUGUUAAUGAAUUUGAAACUUCAGUGAAACAGUUUUUUGACGAGGAACAAAAAUGUCGAUAUAUUUGCGAAGAUAAAUUAGACUGGGAAGCGUUUGAUAGUGCCAAUCCGGAAAUAAGUAUUAUUAUUACAAGUAUAUAUUUGUCUGUGCUACGAUGUAAACAUGACUGUGUUAAGAAGCUGUCACGGGUAAAUGGUCAUGAUAUCGAGUUCAUUCUUCCAACAUACUUCGAAUAUCUCCAUGUUUGCUACUACAAGUUGAACCGUGGAAGAGAUGUAUGUGAAGCCGUUGCAAAUAGUAUUUUGCUGAAUCCUAGUAAUCCAAUCAUGCGACGCAACAGACUGUUCUAUUCAAAAACAUACAGGAGUGACGAUCUUUUCAAACCUUCUGAUGGUAUUAUCGAAUUCCAUAAGCGGUAUGCAGUUGAACGACUCUUCUUGGAGUUCGUCCAUGAACGUUUCAAAUUCGAAAAUAAUGAUUUACCCGCAGAAAUAGUAGAUGAUCGUCUUCCACUGGAUACAACCGUACCGAUAAACGAUGAUUUCGAUUAUUCCGUCAUCGAAAAAGAAUUGCUUACUGAAGGAGAGUGUUCAGCACUAGCAAUAGCGGCUAUAUUCGAAACAAAAACAGCACAACAGAAGCAGUUAUUAAUUAGUUUGACUGAUCGAGUGGCAUCACGGUACAGAACUCAAACUCUGUACCAUUCUCUCACUUGUUCCCCGGAUAUCAGUGUGUCAAAAUGUCCUCAUCAUGCACUCAUUGUGUCUAUAGAUCGUUCAAGUUGUGGUAUAUUUUUAACUGAUCCAGAACCAAACUCCUGUGUACUCAUUUUUUGCGUCGGCUAA